UAUUCAACAAACCACCAAUGGUUUGCGCGAUGGGCGGGGCCUUAAUGAUAACAGCGGAGGAUUCAAACGGAAGAUGGCUGCGGGUAAAGAUGUCGAUGAAAACACGCAUAAUAGAAGAGGAACAGCCUGCAGCAUGGUGACCAAUAACGAGGAAUCACCAGGGGGAUCUCGUGCUGGUCGCCCACCCGUCAUCUUCAACCCAGACUUUUUUGUGGAGAAACUCCGCCAUGAGAACCCCGACAUUUUCCUGGAGCUUGUGCUUAGUAACAUCACUCGCCUUAUUGAUCUCCCUGGGACUGAGUUUGCACAGCUCCUUGGUGAGGAGAGCCCUAAGACCCCAACAGGUGGAAAUGGAGGCUUCUUUCGUUCUUUGAACUUCCUCAAACGCAAAGAUAAAGGGGUUGUGUUUGGAACCCCGCUGACAGAAAGCUGCAUUGCCCAGAUCUACCAGCUCAUCGAGUACCUCACCAAAAAUCUGCACGUUGAGGGACUGUUCAGGGUACCAGGAAACAGUGUUCGGCAGCAGACCCUGAAGGAGCUCCUCAAUAGCGGAGCCGACGUCGACUUGGCGUCUGGAGACUUUCACCCCAACGACGUCGCCACGUUACUCAAGACUUUCCUGGGAGAGCUGCCUGAGCCCCUGCUCACACACAGACACUUCCAUGCACACCUUAAGAUAGCUGAUAUGACUCUGUUUGACGAGCACGGCAACAAGACUGCGAUUCCCAACAAGGAGCGUCAAAUCGAAGCCCUGCAGCUCCUCUUCCUGCUGUUACCUCAGGCCAACCGCUCACUGCUCAAACUGCUGCUGGACCUGCUCUACCACACCGCCAAGCAGCAGGACAAGAACAAGAUGUCUGCCUUCAACCUGGCCCUCAUGUUUGCCCCGCACGUCCUCUGGCCCAGACACAUGACCGCCAGUGACUUGAAAGACAAUCUGAAGAAACUGAACAACAGCAUGGCCUUUCUGAUAAAACACUCGCAGAAACUCUUCAGGGCGCCAGUAUAUCUGCGGGAUUAUGCCAGAGUGCAUUUCAGUGGGAACAAGGCUCUGCAGACCAAGGAUGACCUGGAGCUGCUGGCAGCGAGCAGCUCCCCUGCCCAGCGCAGAGUGUUGCCCCUGAAGAGGGCAGCUCCUCUGGGCUCAAGCUCUCAGGAGCAGUGCCAAUCACCAGCUCAACAAUACACAGAGGAGGCUCUGAAGGAGCUCUUCAGACAUGUUCAUCAAAACAUGCCGGACUCUGCCAAGAAGAAGAAACUCGUCCGACAGUUGGUCAAACAGACAACCUCAGGGACGCCUACCAGCGAGCACCACCAGGCCCCCCCAGCUCCCAGCAAGAAACAUCCUCGUUCUCGCUCCUUUGGUGGUCUCAUCAAGCGUAAAGCUCGGGGUGAACAGCUGUCGGCAGAGAAGCGGGUCAGACACAUCUCCCCAGACAGUCUGACCAGGGCUGGAAGAAAACCUGGAAAAGAGAACGUCAUCCUGCAAGCAGUGAACAGCCCAUUAAAUGAUCCUGUGUUGGGGAAGGCAGGGCUGGUAGUAAAAAACCCAGACUUUACUUUCAAUAAGAACAAAGUACUGAAGGUUUCCAAGGUAUGACACAAGCAGGACUCUCCCUCGGUGGCCAGGAUGUGUUUCUCUCCUGCUCAGGAGAUCUCACUGUAAAACCCGACACCACCUCCUCGUCACUGACAGGACUUGGGCAGUAUCAAUGUUACUAUUCCUGUUGUUUGUCAUCAUAUUUUUAUUGUAGUUACUCUAUUUUAACUGUGACUAAUAUAUUGCAGCUUUGUCUUGGCCAGAAUAGCCAAACCAAAUCCAGGAACUCUUCUUCUCUAGGAUGUGAGUCAGUGUUACAAACUGGAGUUAAAUCCUGGACUGCAGCUUUGCUCUCAAGUGGUGUCAAUGUAAAGUAAUAUGACUGAGAUAUCAUCACACAAAAAUCGAUGAUGACCUCCGUGUGUGAUAUCUCAUAACAUGUUUUUGCCUCCAGAAAUGUUUCAAAUUUCUCCAGCCCUGUUUAUCAAUAAUUAAACCUAGUGUGUCGGAUAGAAAAUAUAUUUUCAGCUUUUAAUUGAACUAAAGGCUUUUAGUUUGUGGGUCUGUAGGACCAGUUAAAGUCUGUAGCUGCUGCUGUGAGUGUUCAAAUCUUAUUUGUUUAAUAGUUUUUAUAACACAUGAUGAUGCAGUUUCAAUAGCUUUUGGGUUGAAUCUAACUUAUUUCAAGGUGACUCUUUAUUAGAUUGUGCAUAACUAUUCACUCAUGAGCAUCAGCCCUGAGUGUGAGUGAUUUAAACAAUAAUCAGUUCCAAGCUUUGGUUUGGCUUCGCUGGCUUAGACCUGCAUGUGCCAGUUAUUAUCACUUGAAACUUGUUUUUUUUAGCUACUGUAUCAGAAUCUAUGACCACUAGCAGACUGACAGUACAGUCUGUUGUAGAGUGUAGAAUAUUUAUACAUGUUGUACAGUGUGUGUCUGUGUGUGUCUGUGUGUCUGUGUGUGUGUCUAAUUUUUAAGACUUACUGGGAACUGUGAUGUUUGGUUUUGGUACGAUAUGUUGUCUCUCUUUGGUUCCUGGAUGAGAAUAUCAGCUGAUGCAGGAUCAGUGUUGUCACUUUAUUUUUCAAAUGUUCCAGGAUUUAAACCUGAUCAAUCACAUUUACUACACUCACAAACUUGUUAAAACUGUGACUGGGAUUCAAGUUUGUGACUUUGUUAAAUACAAAAUUUUACAUUUUGAGAAUAUCUCCUGGGACUUCAAAUAUUUUUUAAACAUUUUAUUUUUUUAACAGUUUCUUCAGCUGGAAGGUUUCUUUUACUUGGAGUGAAAGUGUUUGAGGGAUUUGUUAAGUCGAAGGUUUAAAUGAAAGUCGAAAGUGUGUUUUGUAUAAAUUGAUGCUGGUCAGAAUGAGCAGUAAUCAGUAACAGUCAUGUCAUCUCUACUUAAAGGAACAAUUCACCAAAAAAUGGAGAUUCAGUCAUUAUCUACUCACCUGAUGCUGAUGCAAAAUUGGGUGAAGUUUUGUAAUUCACAAAACAUUUGUGUAUUGCUUGAAUUGCUAUAAAACAUCCAAAAGCAGCCACCAAACACAACCAUACGGUCCGAUCCAAGUCUCCAGAAGACCUGCGAUCCCGGAUUGAAUGGAAAAGAUGUUAUUUAAUAUCUUUUAUCAGCAUAAAAUUCACAAUGACUGAAUUUUCAUUUUUGGGUGAACUUUUCCUUUAAAAUGCUGUGUAUGUGUUCCAGUAUAGAGGAGAAACGUGUUAAGAAGAGGCCGCGCUCUUUAGAUGAAUCUGAGUGAAGCAAGAAAGGAACUUGACGUGUUCGGACAGUCAACAGUUUCUGUUUCAGCAAAAACAGUUUUUUGUUUAUGAUGGUUGAUAAUAAAACAGUCUGUGACAGUCAUUAAUAUUGCAUUAACGAGUACUUUUCCAAAAUAAUAUAACAGAUAAGUUUAAAAUGACACUAUUUGUAAGGUUGUGUGUGAGGAGAGAUGAUAAAGUAGUUUUCGACAGACACAUAACAUAAAAAAUUUGGAUCUGUGUUUGCAGAAAGUAAAAAAUGCAACUUAAUCUCCCUUGUUAAAUAUUUCUGCAGCUCUCAGUUCCUUCAGCUUUAGUUUUCAUUGCUCGACUUAACAGACGUCUGCUUAAUUUGUUGUGUUGCAAGUAAAGAUGCACCAAUACCAGUUCCUGAUUUUCAACACCAGCAGCUAAAUUAGUUUUCACUAAAAGUUCAGGCCUUGAGGGAGAAAUUGCACGUUUCUCCUGCUUCUCCGUCGGGAGAACAAGAGUUCAGCUGCAGAGCUGGUGGCGAUCCACCGCUCAGUUCAGUAACACCUCCACCUGAACCUCAACUGUUCUCAGAUUUUGUAGAAUUUGGAGAAAUUCUUCACAUUUGGCUUUUAUAGACGAUGUCUAACGUAUGUCUCUGAUGAAACUGUUACUGGUGCAUCCUGUUUCGAAGGUGUUGUGGAAGUUGUAAUGAUGGGUUUGUUGAAAGUGAUUGAGGUGUUGAAUAUGAUGACCUGUAAAGUAAAUGGACACUAAACCCCCUCUCUUGUUUACUGAGUAUUGUACAUACAGUCUGUGCAGGACUUCCUUUUUAAAAAAAAACAAAAAACUCUGACUUAAUUCAUCUCAGCAACCUUUUUGAGUUGGAAUUGGGAUUUUCCAUGUUGUCUCUUCAUCUUUUCCAGUCCUCUGUAGACUGCAGCGUUACAAGCCUGUUUUAUUGGAGAGCUAGAUUGGAUUAUUUGUAUUUAUCGCUGUUUGGGAGACUAUUUUGUUCAUUGUGGUGGAAAUUUAUGAGCCAGAUUUUAAGGUACAUUCGUUCUCUUUUUCCUUUUUUAAUUUUUAAUUUUGAACGUCUAAUUUUUUGUCCUCAAGACAAGAGCGGUUACAUUCUGUGUAAUGUGAAUUAUUGUUUUAUAUCUGGACACAGAGAGCCCUUCUCAGCCUUGUUGUUGUUGUUUUUAAGUCUGUCAGUGUCUAUUUUCUUUUUAUAUAUAAAUGUGAAACUGAUGUGCUUCAUAGCCACUGAUGAGUUCCUCUGUACACUGUGAGAACAAUGGCAUUACAGAUCAUAGUUGGAGGAUUUUGAGUCCCUUUUAGCUGAAUGGUUAGUUGCACCUUAUUUCUUUUGUUAAUUAGAAGUGUUAAGCAUCAUGUUAUCAGGAUACAGAUUUAUCUUCUCAUAUGAUCACAAUAAUCACAACUCUUCCAGUGUAACCAUGAAUUCAUCUGUGACUGAACUGUGGUAACCUUUGUUUUUUUUGUAUUUUAGUGUAAAAUAAGUUAACCCUGUACAUUGGAUUCCUUGGCAAACCGCUUUGGAUUAAAACUUUUUAUGUUUCCUACUCAAAGUUUGUUGUUAUGUUUGAACUGAUUUGUCUUUGUUUUUUGUUGCAUUUGUGAAUUGUAUGCUGGUGUAGGUAGUCAGUAUGAAGACUUUUUUCUUUGUGGUGCUUCUUUUGCCCACUAGAGGGGGCUGUGAGAUAAAGUGAAGGUCUGGUGGAAAAAAUA
Molecule: messenger RNA, 5024 nt
Organism: Acanthopagrus latus (yellowfin seabream)
Lineage: Eukaryota; Metazoa; Chordata; Actinopteri; Spariformes; Sparidae
Gene: arhgap19
Product: Rho GTPase activating protein 19
Exons: 12
Coding region: 74-1600 (508 amino acids)
Biological process (GO): signal transduction; regulation of small GTPase mediated signal transduction
Cellular component (GO): cytoplasm
Molecular function (GO): GTPase activator activity
Source: RefSeq, a predicted model, not a curated record